Nannospalax galili (Upper Galilee mountains blind mole rat) is the source of this 1340-nucleotide messenger RNA. It is a transcript of the gene Etnk1, whose product is annotated as ethanolamine kinase 1. Gene Ontology annotation, molecular function: ethanolamine kinase activity. Gene Ontology annotation, cellular component: cytoplasm. Lineage: Eukaryota; Metazoa; Chordata; Mammalia; Rodentia; Spalacidae. The record is from RefSeq and is a predicted model, not a curated record. Gene Ontology annotation, biological process: phosphatidylethanolamine biosynthetic process.
GGCAUGCUCCGCGGCCGCCCGCGGUCGAGUGCGCCGAGGCAUCUUCCCAACAGCGGCUGAGCCUCCGCGUCGCUGCGCUCCGCACCCCAGCCGGCCGCCCCGCUGCCUCGCUCGCCUCCCCUGCCGCCCGCCCGUGCGUCCGAGCGCCCACAGCCCUCCUGCGAGGGCGCCCCGGGACGGAAGGGUCCAGCAGCCUGCCGGCGCCCGCCGCGCUCGUGGUCGCCGUCGCCGUCGUGGUCGUGGUCGUGUCCGCCGUCGCCUGGGCCAUGGCCAAUUACAUCCACGUCCCGCCCGGCUCGCCCGAGGUGCCGAAGCUGGACGUGACGGUGCAGGACCAGGAGGAGCAGCGCUGCCGCGAGGGCGCCCUGAGCCUGCUGCGGCACCUGCGGCCGCUCUGGGACCCCCGCGAGGUGACCCUGCAGCUCUUCACAGACGGGAUCACGAAUAAACUCAUUGGCUGCUACGUGGGGGACGCCAUGGAGGACGUGGUUCUGGUGAGGAUUUACGGCAAUAAGACGGAGCUGCUCGUGGACCGAGACGAGGAAGUGAAGAGCUUCCGCGUGCUGCAGGCUCACGGCUGUGCGCCGCAGCUCUACUGCACCUUCAACAACGGGCUGUGCUACGAGUUCAUUCAGGGCGAAGCCUUGGACCCGCAGCACGUCUGCAAGCCGGCCAUUUUCAGGCUAAUAGCUCGUCAGCUGGCCAAAAUCCAUGCUAUCCACGCACACAAUGGCUGGAUCCCCAAGUCUAACUUAUGGCUAAAGAUGGGAAAAUACUUCUCUCUCAUUCCCACAGGAUUUGCUGAUGAAGCCAUUAAUAAAAGGUUCCUAAGUGAUAUUCCAAGCUCUCAGAUUCUUCAGGAAGAGAUGACUUGGAUGAAGGACAUUCUCUCCAGUCUGGGCUCACCUGUGGUACUUUGCCAUAAUGACCUGUUGUGUAAGAAUAUAAUCUACAAUGAGAAACAAGGCGAUGUCCAGUUCAUUGAUUAUGAGUAUUCUGGAUACAACUACCUGGCAUAUGAUAUCGGAAAUCAUUUCAAUGAAUUUGCAGGUGUCAGUGAUGUAGACUAUAGUCUCUAUCCAGAUAGAGAACUGCAGGGCCAGUGGCUACGCUCUUACCUCGAAGCCUACAAAGAAUAUAAGGGCUUUGGCACUGAAGUCACUGAAAAGGAAGUAGAAACACUCUUCAUUCAAGUCAACCAGUUUGCAUUGGUACGCGAUCGUUCGCUUUAACCAGUACUUCAAAAUGAAGCCCGAGGUCACCGCCCUGAAAGUGCCGGAGUAGAGAAGAGGCCUCGCCGCUCUCCAGGAGACAAGCCCUGCUGGGGGAUGUUUUCUUAA